AUGAGAAUUUGCAGGAGGUUUUUGAUCUCUUUGGCCUUGCUUAUAACUGUAGGGUCGGCCGCAUCCACCGUUGCUGAUCCAGUGGAUGAAAGUCAGCUUCCGCAAACCGAUGACCCUAAAAAGGCAUUUCUCUUUUCGAUUUCCAUGAUCAUUGUUUCAGAAAUUGGUGACAAGACUUUUCUGAUUGCUGCUUUGAUGGCAAUGCGCCAUCCUAGAUUGCUUGUUUUCUCUGCUUCUGCCGCAUCUCUUUUCAUCAUGACCAUUCUUUCUGGUAUUGUGGGUCGCACCUUUACUAGUCUAGUUCCACAACGUUAUACACAAUUUGCAGCCGGUAUCCUAUUCCUUGUGUUCGGUUAUAAGCUUACUCUCGAAGGUCUUGCGAUGUCGAAAGAUGUUGGUGUUGAAGAAGAACUUGCAGAAGUCGAAGAAGAAAUUGCUGUGCGUGAUAUGAAUAGUCAUUUGGAGAAUGCUGAAACAGGUCAACAACGUGCAAUUGAAACUCCAAAGUCAAAGACAAAGCAAAUUUUGGAUCAAAUUUUGUUGAAAUCAGGCAAAGUUGCCUCAUAUGUUCUAUCACCCACUUGGGUUCAAAUAUUCACUAUGGUCUUCCUAGGGGAAUUUGGUGAUCGUUCUCAGAUUAGUACCAUUGCAAUGGCUUCAGGUAGUGACUACUGGUCGGUUAUUUUUGGAGCAAUCGUUGGGCAUGCAAUCUGCACCGGUAUGGCUGUUGUUGGCGGGAAGUUUUUGGCUUCCAAGAUUAGCAUGAGAACCGUGACUCUAGGCGGUGCUUUUUCUUUUUUCAUCUUCGCUAUAAUGUACAUUUACGAGGCUUUUAACAAUCCCAAUUAA
Lachancea fermentati is the source of this 849-nucleotide messenger RNA. The record is from the annotation of a GenBank genome assembly. NCBI's taxonomy places the organism in Eukaryota, Fungi, Ascomycota, Saccharomycetes, Saccharomycetales, Saccharomycetaceae.